This is a messenger RNA of Staurois parvus, 948 nucleotides long. The record is from the annotation of a GenBank genome assembly. Lineage: Eukaryota; Metazoa; Chordata; Amphibia; Anura; Ranidae.
GAACUGGAGAUUACACCCAGAAGGACUCCAGGAGCCGAAAAUAUACCUGCUCUAAAUGGCACCCGUUUGAGCUCUAAAGACAAUGGUGUAUCUGGGUUAGCAUAUGAUGGAGAUGGAACGCAAGAUGGGGAACUUGUCAGAAGGUCUUGGUCAGUAAGCUUGGACCAGGUUAGCGUCUCCACCAGGGACCAGCAAAAGCUUCAGGCUGUUUUGGCUUCUGUGGCAUCCAAAUCAGAUAUCAUUACUCUGAUUCAGGAAGCAAAAGCACAAGUGGAGCGGAAGGAAGAUGUGUAUUUUGUGGUACUGAAUAAAGAAGAGGGAGCCGGACUGGGCUUUAGCAUUGCUGGAGGAGUGGACUUGGAGCAGAAAUCCGUCAUUGUGCACAGAGUUUUCUCAAAAGCGGCCUCAUCACAAGACGUCACGGUGGAGAGAGGGGAUCGCAUACUGUCCAUCAAUGGCUGCUCUCUGCACGGGGCGCCCCACGGUGACGCUCUGAGCGCUCUGCACAAAGCCAAGCUGCACAGAGAGGCCGUCAUCGUCAUCCGAAAGGAAAGCGAAAGGGAGAAGCAAAACCGGUCAGAAUCGUCCGCCGCGAUGGGAGGAAGACACUCCACAUCUGGAAGAGAUGUCUCCAUGGCGACAGGACCAGCACACUUGGAUUUGCGGGACGCCAUGUGCGUGGAACUUCACAAGACAUCUGCCGGGCUGGGCUUCAGUCUGGAUGGUGGGAAGGCUUCUAUAUACGGAGACCGGCCUCUCUUCAUCAAAAGGAUCUUUAAAGGUGGCGCUGCUGAGCAAGAAGGAAGAAUAGAAGCAGGAGAUGAAAUCAUUUCAAUUGGUGGAAAGACUUUGAUUGGUCUCAUGCACUACGACGCCUGGAAUAUCAUUAAGUCUGUUCCAGAGGGACCUGUGCAGUUAUUGAUCAGGAAGCACAGGACUGCAGUAUGA